CCAUGAGUGCGUAGUCUAUUUUAGUUCUAUGUGAUUGGUAGGGUUAGCAUGAUUCGAUUUUCUGCUAGAUAAUUAGAAACAUGAUAACUUGGAAGAUGUUUUACUGACGAGUAAACAGAUUGUCGAUACAGAUUUUGGAGAACGCCAAAGGAAAUGCCUAGAAAUGCACAUGUCGUAGCCAAAUCCAAUUAUUUAUCAAUAUAUGUAGGCUUGAAGCUACUUGAAGAAUACACAGAAGCUUGCGUAGAGUGAUAUUAUCCGUAUUUUCCAUCAGUUUAGAGGAACCUGUUCUGAGAUGUAUAUUGAUAUAUUAACUUGGUAGCUUGUGGGAUCUUGAACGGAGCCAGAAGGUGCCCACAAUCCUACUGCAACCUCGUUGAACAUAUCAAGGUUCAGAGGGGGGAGGACUGGCAGCUGAGGAUCAAUUGCAGAUGAUGGAGAAGCUGAUUGGCUAGCUAGGGUAGCAAGCAGACUUCAGUAUAACAAUUUGGUAUCCUGAACACCGUCGUUUAUGGUUUGAGUUAAGUAGAAAGGAGACUGCUCUUAUAGGAACGAGGAAGAUUGUAAUGGUUGCUAUGCUUGGAUUGGAUGCAGCUGGUAAGACAACCAUUUUGUACAAGUUGCACAUUGGAGAAGUUUUGUCAACGGUCCCAACUAUUGGCUUCAAUGUGGAGAAGGUCCAAUAUAAGAAUGUAGUAUUUACAGUGUGGGAUGUCGGUGGACAAGAAAAAUUAAGACCCUUAUGGAGGCACUACUUUAGCAACACUGAUGCACUGAUCUAUGUCGUCGAUUCUUUGGAUAGAGAGAGAAUUGGAAAAGCCAAAGAGGAAUUUCAGACUAUCAUCCGAGAUCCAUUCAUGUUGAACAGUGUUAUAUUGGUAUUUGCUAACAAGCAAGACUUGAGAGGCACAAUGGCUCCAAUGGAAGUGGCCGAAGGGCUGGGUCUCCAUGAUCUGCGGACCCGAACUUGGCACGCGCAGGGAACUUGUGCCCUCAGCGGAGAUGGUCUGUACGAGGGACUCGACUGGCUAGUGUCAGCCCUGAAGGAGUUGCAGGUGCCUGGACGACAUCCGGCUUGAUCAGUUUGCAGCUCCUUGCUACGGUCGCAAAGUUAAAGAAAGAAAAAUUGAUCCCGAAGAUUGUUACUCUGUAUAGUGUCCUUGGUUUUGUUGAGGAUGUUGGACAAUGAUUCAUACACAAUUUGCUUCGUAUGAUACUGAAAGCUGUGGUUUUCUUUUAUUUUGAUAUUUUUAAUAUCAAUAAUUCCACAUGUUAAAUGAGUUUUUGUCAUAA
This is a messenger RNA of Zingiber officinale, 1293 nucleotides long. RefSeq names its product ADP-ribosylation factor 1-like 2. Gene Ontology annotation, molecular function: GTPase activity; GTP binding. The coding region runs from base 567 to 1079 and encodes 170 amino acids. Gene Ontology annotation, cellular component: cytoplasm. The transcript is spliced from 6 exons. The record is from RefSeq and is a predicted model, not a curated record. Lineage: Eukaryota; Viridiplantae; Streptophyta; Magnoliopsida; Zingiberales; Zingiberaceae. Gene Ontology annotation, biological process: intracellular protein transport; vesicle-mediated transport.